Vicia villosa (hairy vetch) is the source of this 1860-nucleotide messenger RNA. RefSeq lists its product as uncharacterized. The record is from RefSeq and is a predicted model, not a curated record. The coding region runs from base 1 to 1860 and encodes 619 amino acids. The transcript has 2 exons. Lineage: Eukaryota; Viridiplantae; Streptophyta; Magnoliopsida; Fabales; Fabaceae.
AUGGCAAACCUUCCUAGUAGUUUUGCUAGCUACUCUCUGAGGUUGAUCUACUUCUAUUGCUCUCACAAGUGUGAAACAAGUUCUGGUUCUCUGAGGUUCAGAUUGUCUCAGCAAUCGAAUGAUGAAUCUCCCGUUUCAGACUCAGUAACACCGGAAGAGUCCUCUAACCCUAAUAGGGUCCUUAAGGUUGUCCCUUUAAGGACGAUUAGCAGUGACGAAGUAAAGGCCACAAAGCCUAAAACGACUCAUGCAAAACGACCCAAUGAGGGUAUCCACAACAAGGGUAGAAAAUCCUCAACAUCUGCUACCAUGGAGGAACUUACUAAAGAAGGAUCCAAAUAUGUCGAUAGCGCAAUUACCAGGAUUGUUACUCGUAUUUUGAAGGAGAAUCAUCAAGUGCCUGGAAUAUCUAUUCCUCUUCAAACCAUAAUGGCUGAUCCCCUCAAUAACACCAGUAAGGAUGAGGAUGUUCAUACCGUUAGUGACCUAGAAAUCAACAAGGAUGAACAAGGGGUUACUAAGAAUACCAAUGUCACCAAGGAUGUCAAUGACAUUGACAAUAAUGAGCACCCUAAGGCCAAUACUGAAACUGAUACUAAUGUGGUAGACUUAGAUGAUUACUCUGACGACGAAUUACUUACCUCCUUGAAUCCGAGUGUAGCCAACAUGCUAAUGACAAGAAGAAAAGGUCCUGUCAAGAGCAAAACUGUUACCAAGAGUAAAGGGGUUGGUCCUUCAAAAUCUUGGAGCAGGGUCAUUCCAAAGAAAAGAAAAGAGCGGGAAAUUGUUGAACCUGAAUUUGAUGUUGAAGUAAAUGUCCCUGACAUUCCAUCAAGGGAGAAGUCUACAACCAGUAAGCUUGCUGCUAGCAUCCCUGAAGUUCCCAUUGAUAAUGUGUCUUUCCACUAUGCCUCUAGUGUCAGCAGAUGGAAAUAUGUUCUCCAAAAGAGAUUGGCUGUUGAAAGGGAAUUGGCUCCAAAUGCUCUUGAAAACAAGGAGGUCUUAGAGCUGAUUCAAGAAGCUGGACUGCUAAAAACUGUGUGCAAUCUUCCCAAAUGUUAUGAGAAGCUUGUCAAAGAAUUUGUGGUAAACCUAUCUGAAGACUGUGGCAAUAGAAGAAGUGCAGACUACAGAAAGGUGUUUGUAAAAGGUAAGUGUGUAUCGUUCUCUCCUUCUGUGAUUAAUAAAUUCUUGGGAAGAAUAGAUGAAACUCAAAUCGAGCUGGAAGUAACAGACAACCAAGUCUGUCUAGUGAUCACAUCCAAGCAGGUAAAAAGCUGGCCCAUGAAAGAGAAGGUAACUGCAAGUAAGCUGAGCAUCAAGUAUGCAAUGCUUCACAAAAUAGGAGCAGCUAAUUGGGUUCCAACAAAUCACAAGUCCACUAUCUCAACUGUGCUUGGUAGAUUUCUAUAUGCUAUAGGAACAAAGGCAAAGUUUGAUUAUGGAGCAUAUAUUUUUGACCAAACCAUGAAGCAUGCUGGAAGCUUCAAUAUUAAGGGUCCAAUCGCAUUUCCAUCCCUCUUGAGUGGUAUAAUUCUGGAUCAAAUAUUCAAACAUUACAAACUGUUUCAUUGCAAACUGUUUCAAGGAAAGCAUGUUCCAGACAUUGUCAUGACAUCAGCUGAAACUUCCAAAUCUGGAGCAUCAGUCAGAAAAGAAGAAGUCAUAGCAAUACUAAAAGAGACUUGCAAAGAACUGGAAUCUAGAAAAAUGUCUCUUGAACAAAUGAUACGUACUCUGGAAAUGGAUGAGAAUGAGAAAGAUGAUCAAGAAUUGGAAGAAGAGAGUGCUAGUCCCGGUGAUGACUCUGAGAAAGAAAGUUCUUCAGACACCUCAGCUGGAUCUGACUCUGAGCAGUAA